CUCACACUGUCAUCCUCAGACAUCACUCCACUCCAACCAUAUACCGCAUGGACAUGGCUGAUAGUAGCACUUUCUCCUCCUCCGCCGACACCGAUCUGGACUUCUGGCCCACCUCGCAGCUGGACCCCGCUCUCUACCAGAAACCGAUAUACUACUUCGCCAACGACGGCAACAACACGCCGCGCACCGCCCACACGGCUCACCCGCACUUCGAUCCGGCUCUCGACGCUUUCAGGCCUUCUGAGCAUGGCGCCAACGACGACCUCUCGCCCAUCCCGAUGACUCGACUGGCCUCGCAUGCCAUCUCGACUGGACACCAACCAUCUUCGAGCCAACCACGAUACCUCGGCGACAUCAACAGGCAUGGCAAGCGAGACUUUCAUCACAUCGACAUGGAACACUCUCAAAGCUAUACCUACGGCUCGACAUCGACCCCGAACGCCAACUUCACGCAUUAUCCUACCACCCACGUCGACAACGUUCAUGUCUAUGAGCCCGCCGACUUUUGCUCCAAGCUCUCGAGCGAUGCUGCGAGCAAAAAGCGGCGAGUAGAUGACGGCCGCCGUGCUGAGAGCGAGCUCUCGUCCGGCCCAGCCCCCCGGGCAUCAUGCAGUCCGAGGACGAGUAUGAUCACGACGGCACACCUGUCACCGCCGCCUUCUUCCUUCACUAUCACAGAUAGUGAACAGAUGAGUCGGCAGUGUAGUCUGACCAGUGCUUCUUCGGUCUGCACUGAUGCUCACGACAUGAUGCGCGUUGAGUCCAGCU
Messenger RNA from Zymoseptoria tritici IPO323, 768 nucleotides. RefSeq lists its product as uncharacterized. The annotation marks the transcript as partial. The transcript is spliced from 2 exons. The record is from RefSeq and is a predicted model, not a curated record. NCBI's taxonomy places the organism in Eukaryota, Fungi, Ascomycota, Dothideomycetes, Mycosphaerellales, Mycosphaerellaceae.